Messenger RNA from Pleuronectes platessa (European plaice), 1445 nucleotides. RefSeq names its product transmembrane protein 200C, genome duplicate a (gene tmem200ca). Bases 249 to 1445 code for a protein of 398 amino acids. The record is from RefSeq and is a predicted model, not a curated record. The transcript is spliced from 6 exons. NCBI's taxonomy places the organism in Eukaryota, Metazoa, Chordata, Actinopteri, Pleuronectiformes, Pleuronectidae.
UCUCUAUCCCUCUCUCUAUCCCUCUCUCCCUCCCUCUCCCUCUCCCUCUCCCUUCCUCCCUGUCGAGGAUUCAUCACUGCAGACCCACUGAGGGGGAGAGAAGGACAACAGACAGAGGACUGGACGAGAGAUUUUAACGUUGGAGCAUCAGGGAGAAAAGAAAAGUAACAUGGAACGUCAGGAGCCGACAACUGAAGGUGGUGGGUGGGGCUUAGCCUGCUGAGUUGCUGUGUGAUUGGUCGAUAGUGAUGAUCGCGACUGGCGGUCUCCUGCGAAUCAACGCCCGGCGUCAGGACUCAAACAAAACACACAAACCACACACACACAAGAAGAAGAGCAAGAAGAGGAGAAAGAGUGAGGUGGUGGUGGUGAAGGGGAAGUUGAAGCUGUGCUCGCUGUCGGGUCUCGUGGCGGCGCUCGGUCUGCUAGUCCUGCUCGGGGGGGUGGUCAUGGCGACUCUGGGCUAUUGGCCCCGAGACGGACUGUUGUUCAGAGCUCAGCCACAGGAGGGCGCUGCCAUGGCCUCAGUGUCAUCCAUCAGCUCCACACCUGCACCUACUCAGGGAGGAGAGAGGGGGGAGGAGCUCCAGAGAGAAGAGGGAGGGGGAGGAGCUGACGACACUUUGAACCAGACGGAAUCCAUCAAUAGGACGAGGCAACAACUUCCAAGAAGCUUUGUGGACGAUUUUCUGGACAGGUAUCUGUACUCUGAUAGGCUGAAGGUCUUCGGUCCUCUCAUCAUGGGCAUUGGCAUUUUUCUCUUCAUCUGUGCGAACGCUGUCCUUCACGAGGUCCGGGACAAGAAGACGAAGGUCAUCAACCUGCGAGACAUUUACUCGACCGUUAUCGACCUCCACAGCCUCCGCCGACCACACCCCUCCUCCUCGACCAAUCCCCUCAAUGGUCUCAUUAACUACGUCCAAUCAAAGAGCCUGGACGGUAAACCCAGUUCUUACCCUGCGUCCCUGACGAGCAGGAGGGAGGGGGGGGUUGGUGGAGGAGGCUCUGUGUUUAGUAUCUACCAGAAUACCCCUCCCCUCGGCGACUCCUCCCACAUAUUACCCCUCCCCACCAGCGUCAGCCCGCUGCCCCCUCCCCUACAGAGGGGGGGGCUCAGCUUCUUCACCUUACCUUUACGCCGCCCGCCCCCCGCCACCCCCCGCCGGAGGCACUCAGCCCGGGCCAGGACAGGGGGAGAUCCUCCCAGCAGAAGGCAGAGCCUGCCCACCGGGAGCCUCACCAUCGGUUACAGGAAGCUGACUCACGGAGAGGUUGCAUCAUUUGAGUCGACAGAGAUGACAUCAUUACACCCUGUGACCUCACAGAAGUCAGAGGAAAUGACAUCACAGAGGAAGUACUCAAACAGGGAGAAGCUGAGGAUGAUCUCUCAGCUGAUGAGAGGUGAUGACCAAUCAGGAGCUGACAUUACAACUCUGCAGUCGUGA